Molecule: messenger RNA, 5953 nt
Organism: Cinara cedri
Lineage: Eukaryota; Metazoa; Arthropoda; Insecta; Hemiptera; Aphididae
Source: the annotation of a GenBank genome assembly
UCUGAGAACUCCUGUCUAUCGAAAAGAAAAUCGUUGCCAUCACAUUUACCAGCGUGUCAGCGUCACUUUUUGUUCUUCCGACUAUAAUAGAUGGAACCAUGCUAGCCAACAUACCUAGUUAAUUGCAUCACAAUAUUAUAGUUAAAACCAUUUUUUAAAUACAUUUUUACCGUUAAGCCGAGUUUCCAUUACACCGUAAAUUAACGUUUUCUGAUUGGCUGAACGGUUUAGUUCAGCUAAUUUUACAUGCCUGGAUACCACUUGGUCAGCCAAUUUUUAAUAAUUAAAUAUUUAAUCGUGUAUUCCUGUAUUCGUGUGAUCACUGAUCUGGGCUUAAAUACUUAAUUUUUUCCGACGCUAUAUGAUUUACUAGUUUUAUAAUUUAUUACAAUUAAAAUGAAGUCCAGUAAUAGAAAUUUUGACAGAAGCCGUAGUCCAAUAAGGUCUAAGAAAAGUGGAUGUAAAAAAGUAUUUGUGUCCAAUAUACCUUUUGAAUACAAAUGGAAAGAGUUGAAAGAGUUGUUCAACAAAGAAGGUAUUAGUAUGCCAUGUGAUAAUACAAUUUUUUUCUCUAUAAACAAUUAAAAAUUAAAAAUCUUCAUAAUUUUAUUUACUUAUAAUGUAUUAACAUAUUUUGUUUUUGUUUUAGUUGGUGAUGUGGCAUUUGUGGUACUAUAUAAAGAUGAAAAUGAAAAACCUCGAGGCUGUGCUACAAUUGAAUUUAAUAAAGCGGAGACUGUUCAAAAAGCUAUUAAAAAGAUGCAUCGGUUUGAUAUAAAUGGAAGAAGAUUGGUUAUUAAAGAGGUAUUUAUUUUUAUCUGAUAUUUAGAAAAAAUUAAUAUAUAUUAAUCCAUCAUUGGUAUCGAUGUUAGUGUUUCGCCAAAAUUAAACUUAUAUUAGGAACCACUUGUUCAAACAAAAAUAUAUUGUUUUGAAACUCCAUGUACCUUUUAUUGACAUAGUAUUAUACUAAAAUAACAACAAAAACAAACUAUAAACAUCUAUUUGUAGGUAUUAUAAGCAGUGAAAUUGCCCAUUAUGUUAACAUCCUGUUCGCAUGAUAUUAAUCGUGUUAUAACAAAACCUAUCAUUAUAAAGUUAUUUAUUUAGUUAAAAUAUUUUUUUUCACUCUGUAAUAUAGUACUUUUUUUAUUGUACUUAAGUUUUAAAGUCAAUUUGUCAUGGUAUAUGUAUGUAUGUAAAGAGCAUACUUGACCAACAUGUCAUACCACAAAAGAAAACUCAUUUGAACAAUUUGAAUAAUGAGUUAUAAUUUUUUAUGAUUUAUUUUUUUGUAAAAUUUGUAUUAUUUUAACAGGUUUUAAUUUUUAACAUAGACAAUUUGAAAGACAAUUGCUAUUGAUAAUCAAUUUUUGUAGGAUUAACUAGAUAAAUGGUUAUCUUUGUUUCACUAUUCUAAGUUUAUUAAAUAAUUCACAUAAACAAAUAAAUGACUAUAUUAGUUUAAUAUGAUACAAAUUGUUACAAAACAUGAUCAAGGUUUCUUAAAUAAAAUUUUAUUUUAGGAUGAUGUUGAAAGAAAUAACAGGGGCUACCUAAUGCUACGUGGAUCUCGUAAUACUGAAAGUGGUAGUAAUUUUGAUGUUGGAAGCAGUGAAGAUAGGACUAAUAACAGAAUGUCUAUAUCAGAUAAUUUUCAGUGCGACAGUACUUAUGGACUUUCUCCUAAAUUCCUUGAAACACUUGAUAUCCGUGGUCCUCUUAUCAAUCGUAUAUUUAUUGCAAAUGUAAAGUUUUUCAAAUUUGUAUGAUAUUUUUUAUAUUACAUUGUUAAAAAUUUUUUAGCUUGACUAUAAAGUGGAUGAAACAAAACUUCAACAGGUAUUUAAACUUGCCGGUCGCAUAGUAGAUGUCGAAAUAUUUACAGAUAAACAUGGAAAAAGUAAAGGAUAUGGAAUAGUCGAGUAUAGACAUCCAGUUGAAGCUGUUCAAGCCAUUUGUAUCCUUAAAUAUAUUUUAAUGGUUUUAAUUUAUUGUAUUUCAAAUUUAUAUUUUUCUUAAUAAUUUAUCUUCAGCUAUGUUUAACAAUCAAAUUUUGUUUGAACGUCCAAUGUCUAUACGUUUUGAUCGUACUGAUCCUUUAGCAAGACUUCCCGAAGGCUUAAAAUCAAUUGGAAGAGGCCUAGGCCCAAGUGGAACACCAUUGCAUGGUAUUGAAAGUAUGUGAUUUUGGUGAUUCUUUACUAAUAGGAACUACUAUUAUUACUAAUUACAUAAAAUAUUUAAUAAUUCAAAAUGAAAAUUAUUUCUGAUUGAAAAAUUCAGAAUUUUGACAUUUUAGAUUAUAUUUUAACAUUUAAUUCCUAUUAUUCCAUUAAGUUUAUAUUCUUAAUAAAUUCUUAUUCUAAAUUUGUUUAUUUCUUUUGAAUAGGAAAUCUGUCAAAUAAUACUUCACUAAUACAGCCUCAGGCAUUAAGUACACCAGUGAAAAAUUCUGCUUUAGCUGUUAUGAGUGGUCUAAGUACUGAUAAAUUGGGUAUUGCAACCCAUAAUCAGUGUGCUUGUAAGUAAAUUUAAUCAAAUUUUUAAAAUUAUUUGUUUAUAAUGAAGUUACUUUGAUUUUAUAAAAGCUCAAGGAGUUAAGAGACUUGGAAAUUUGAGUGCCAGCAAUUUAGGAAUUGCGUCACUAGGACCUGUAUAUGGAUCUGGUUUAAACACUAGUGGAGGUGGAUCAAUGAACAAUUCUUCACUACAUCAAAGUACUAUAAUGAUAAUCAUUUUUUAAUAAGUUUUUUUAAAUUUUAAGUACAAAAUUAUAAAAUAUUUAAUUUCACUUGUAUUGGAUGACAUGUAAUGUUAGUCAAAUGAUUUUGUCAUGGAGGCUAGUUUUUUAACAAAUUAUUACUAUUAUUUACAUGAUUUUUUUUUUUUCUAAAGAAUAUUUUGAAUAUUUUUAGAUGCAAUAUAAUUAGUGAUAAGUCAAACCCUGAUUUUUGACAUCCAACCGAACUAUUUAAAAUAUUUUUCAGUUUUUUCACCUAUCCUAACCUAGGAAAAUAUUCAAUCAAACUCAAACUUGAAUUUUUUUUAAAUUUAGAUAUAAUGAUAAUCACAUUACCUUUUAAGAUUCUGAGCAGAGCAAGGAAUAUAUUGGUUUUACGAUGAUGUUUAUUUUAUUUUAUUUUUUUAUGCAAACACUUCCUACCAAAAGGCUUACUCUGAUUACCAAGUAUAGGAAAUAUUCUAAAAUAAUAUUCCUAAAAGGAAAUAUUCUUUGAGUAGGACUUAGGAGAACUAAUUUUUUGAAAUUCUCAUUAAUAUUCAAAAUAAUUAGAAAAACCUGCUUCUUUAGGUUUAAAAUAAGGUUUUCAUUAGCAACUGUUGUUAUUUUUUUUUUAUUAUUUUGUUUCUUUUAAAUAAUCAUUGUUGUCAUGGAAAUUCACAUUGUUGAAAAAGCAAUACUUUAGACCCAGCUAUAUCAAAGUAAAAUAAAUUUUGAUUUUGAUACAUUCUUUUACAAUUUAUCUUUAUAUUAUAUUUUUUUUAUUUUAUACCUAGUCCAUCACUAUCAACUGGAGUUCGCUCAGAAUCGUUUUUAUUAGCAAUAAAUUAUUGUUGCUUACAGAUAUAUAUUUAAUUCCCUUCUAUAUCCUACCUUGCCAACUUCCUACCUACUACAGUGGCUGCUACCACAUGCGAAGUAUGUUCUAGCUUUUUUUAAAUUUUAAUUCUAUGUAGGAUAAAAUAAAUAUUGUAAUAUAAAUGUGGGGGUAAAAGUAUUAUGUGGAAUUUAUCCCAGAUGUUUAACCAGUUCUGGACUUCUGUAUCUAGUUAAAUAUUUUUUUGGAUUCAUAAGGUAAUCAUAAUUUUGAUUUUUUAUCAACAUCACUUGGAGUAAGAAGCUCAAAUAGUAGUCAUGGACUUUUUUCUACAGAUUCUAGAUUUGGAUUGGGUAAUUAAUAAUUAUGUACAUUAACAAAUAUACAUAUGCUUUGUAAGGUGUACCAAUUUGUUUAGCUACUACAUUAUUAAGCCUAUAUCACCUUAUAAUAUGCCAUAUUACUAAUUGCACCUAACUAAUAAUAAUUAUAGUAAGAAAUAUACUGUUUAUUAUAUUACAAUUGAAUAUAAUAAAUAAUUAUUAAUAAAACAAAUAAUAACAAAUUACUAAAUUGGUUAUUAUUCAGAAAUGAAAAUAUAUUUAUGUAUAUAGGUAUAAAAUAUGUAAAAAUAUACUACAAUGUAAUUGUAAAAAAUCUCUAGACAUGAUUGGUAAAAUAAUCAUAAAAUUGAUUUCAAUAUAAAUAAGGAUUCCAAAUAAUAAAUUUCAAAGUAAAUACUUAUAUUAAUUCUAUAUUGGAAGAGUUGCAUGUAUUAUUGUAUACAUCUAUAUUAUUAUAUAAUAAAUAGGACAAAUUUAAUUUAAAUAUAUCUUUGUCAUUUCACCUAAUUUUUUACAAUAUAUUCUAUUUAAGUAAUUUUACUUUCUAUGUAAAAAUAAUAUAUUUUCUAUUCAUUCUUGGUACUAAAUAUGGUAUAAUUGCAUAUUUCAUUUAAAUGACAUAAUAAAUUUUAAUAGUAGUAAUAAAUUAGUUAUCAUGUCUUAAUUAUUUCUUUAAAUGAUUGGUAAUCCUUUCCUAGGUUAUUAUAAUUAAAAAUAAUAUUUUCAAAAUUAAUAUUUUAGAUUCUGAGUUGAGCGAAGAAACUGAUGGUUUUACAAAGAUAUUUAUUAUUUUUUAAUUUUAUCUGUGGGCAACUUUUCUACCAAAAAUCUUGUUCCUAUUUACAAUGGUACAACUUUUUCUGAAAGGAAAUCUGACUGGAAAGAUACUUUAGGAAAGUCAUUUUUUAAUUUUCUCAAUAUAUUGAGAAAAAAAUAUUAUUAAAGAAAAUAUAUAAUGUUUAUUGAAUUAAAUACAACAGUGUCCAUCUGCAAUUUACAAAUAACAUAAGACGCCUAUUGACAUCUAUAAGAGGAAAUUUAUCAUUUAUUUCUAUUAUUCUUAAGGGUAUUUAAGUAAAUGUUUUUAAGUAAUCCCACCCACUCGCUAAUCUUUGGUAAAAGUAUUAAUUAUUUAGAUUUAUAUUGUAUAUUAAAUUUUAAUAUUGUUAUUCCAGAUAGUGGAAACAUAAGAAUGGGUCAAAAAAAAUCUGACACAAUUAUGGUAAUUAAUUUACCACCAGGAACAACAUGGCAAGUCUUAAAAGAUUUCUUCUUUGACUGUGGAGAUAUAAAAUUUGCUGAAGUCAGAAAUGAAUUUGGAGUUGUACAAUUUACUCAUGAAUGGCUUGCUGAAAGAGCUAAAAGUAUCCUUUUUAUGUACACAUUUUAGAAUCAAAUAACAAUAUUUUGUAAUUUUAUUUUGAUAUAAUAUUGGUAAUGUAUAACCAAAUUAAUAUCAAUAAACCAUUAAGUUAUAUUUUUAAUGUAAUAGAGCUAACAUUCUAGAAGUGGCAUCAUUUUCUUCAACAAUCUCACAGUUUGAGAAAGGAUGUUUUUAAUUUAAUUUUUAAUUAAUUUUAAAAUUGUCUAUUUUACAAAACUAUACUACUCCUAAAGCUGUAACUCAAAAUAUGAUUUAUUUAUAUAUAUAUAUAUAUAUAUAUAUUCAUAUACUAAAUAUCUCACAUCCCUAUGUACAGUUAAUAGAAGGGAUUGGUAAAAAUAAAAAUUAAUAGUUUUUCCUUAAUGACAAUAUUUUCAGAUUUAAAACAUUUAUCCAGAUUUAAUGGUCAUGUAGUUGAAGUAGUGUAUUUCUAACUGCAUGUGUAGUUUACUAUUAUUAUAACUUCUCAAAUAUAAUACUUAAUUUAAAAGACUGUAAGCUAGGUUAAUUCAAUAUUUAUUGUAACCUAUUUUAUUGACUUUGAAUUUGUGUCUUGGACUAAAAGUAACAAUCUCACUUGGAGAAUAAGGUAUACAUUUUUCAUUUUAUUUUUGGUCAGUUUUUAUAUUUUUAAUUAUAUUCUGAAAUAUUAUUUUCUCGUUGCA